This is a messenger RNA of Phalaenopsis equestris, 421 nucleotides long. Its product is annotated as chaperone protein dnaJ 16-like. Lineage: Eukaryota; Viridiplantae; Streptophyta; Magnoliopsida; Asparagales; Orchidaceae. The annotation marks the transcript as partial. The record is from RefSeq and is a predicted model, not a curated record. The transcript has 4 exons.
CCAUCCAGACAAGAAUCAGAAUGAUCCAGUAGCAGCUGACAUGUUUAAGGAGGUCACAUAUUCAUACAAUAUUCUUUCAGAUCCAGAUAAAAGGCGCCAGUAUGACACAUCAGGUUUUGAGGCCAUUGACUCUGAAAACCAAGAGUUGGAACUGGACCUUUCAAGUCUAGGGACAGUAAACACCAUGUUUGCCGCUCUAUUCAGUAAGCUUGGUGUGCCAAUUAAGACAUCAGUAUCAGCCACCGUCUUGGAAGAGGCACUUAAUGGCUCAGUGACUGUUCAGUCACUUCAGUUUGGGAAACCUUUGUGUAGAAAAGUAGAAAAACAGUCCGCCCAGUUCUAUUCGGUUAAUAUAAAUGAGAAAGAAUCGCAAUUGGGGCUAGUGUGUCGGGUGCAUUCAAGAGGAAGUAGCAAAUUCAAG